UUACAAGUAAAGACACACGUCCCAUUUUUCAGUUCCACCUCCUUCCAUUAACUAAGUCGGGUGACAACACGCGCAUGUAGGUAUACUUAGCGAAAUGAUUAUCAUCACCGACACUUCCAGUUGCGGUCUGGCUACCAGAAGGGUAUUACUAGCUCGCGAUAAGAAAUACGUUGUGCACAAGAACUUAAAACUAACUCGCACACUAAAAUUUAUACAUAGUUUCUAUCAAAAUGCAGUGUUACAAUGUUCACUCGUAUCAGUUCUAAAUUCUAAAAGAAAAUAUGUGUGUAAAAUUUCUUUAAUUGCAAGUGAUAUCUGAAUGCGUGAAAGAUAAAACUCUUGCAUAUAGUGAGAAGUAGUGCGUGUUCAUAAAUAUAGAAUUAUUUUAAUCGUUGCAUGCCGAAGUGGAGCUUACGAAAGUAUUAACAUUUUUUUGUAUUUGAAUAAUCUGUUAACUACACGUUCAUCUAUCAUAACACAUAUUUAUAACGAAUCUACAUUUAUACAUAAUACUUAAUAUAUUUAUGAAUUAAUUUUAAACUUAUGUCAUAUUUCUUCAGAUACGAUAAAGUCCGAAUUUUGCGGAAUAAUGCGGAAAAAAUAAAGACAAACAUUAUAUAAUUAGAUAUAACUAGUGACGUAUAUGGAGAAGGUUAUCAUUUAUCAACGCAUCCUGCAGUCAAUUCCAAGGUUACUUACUCAUCUGUAUACUCAGUUGCAGCUAUAAUAUCUAAGAGCACUUCCAAUAUUCUUGUCGCUAUAACCACAAAUUUAUAUCAAACGAAUAAAGUUUCGCGCUUCAUAAAUCUUACGAUGUGCAAAAAUAUUGCGUAAUAACUGUCAUUUAUAGAGAAACUGGUUGACAAUGCUUGCCACCAAACUACGACAAACUUCUUCGAAAAUAUAAAAAUCUUGAGUCCACGCUGAGUGGAAGAUCCACGUUGUGAGAAUAAAACUAGAACUUUAAAACUCUCGGUAAAUCAAUAUAAAGACAUAGCAUCCAGAUAUAACCUGGUUUGCUGUUAUAAAUACAAAUAAAUACAGAAGCAUAUUAAUGAUGAAUGGCACUUGGUAUGCCAUUGCGAGCCGUUUCUACGUUACGGGAGUUGAACGUAUGGGAAACACGACGACAAAGGUAGCCGUAACUGGAGAUUGAUCGAAUGCGUUUUACGACACGUGGUCACUCGCAGCGCGGCAAAGUUCGCCGGUGUGAACAGUGCGAUGCGGGAAACUUGAGAAUCGGACACGGCCGUGGAAGCAACGUACGUGGAGAACACGCGUUUACAGCGAUCAUGAGCUACAACGUUACGCCGCUGAAGAAGCACGCGGAAAUCACUUACCGCGUGAAAUGCGUCGCGGUGGAGAACGAACGGGUGUUCGGUGAUAUCUACGUCAGCCAGCAGACGCGGAAUCUCGCUUAUCGGCCGGAGAGUACUCCUUUUCCACCAGGAUGCAGGAGGCAAAGGCGCAACCUGAUACAGCAGACUCUGAACGGACCAGAUUUUAUGGAACUGAACAAACGAUCACCUGGAAGUGCGGGUGUCGCGAGCUCGCGCUGGCAAAAGCGCUCCAAGUCAAUGGGAGAUGAGCCGAGUGUGAUCGCGUUUAAUUAUAAGAAUGCCAAGAAUCGUAACGUGGCUACCAAGAAGCCUAAGGUAUAUCCGCCACCCCUGUGCUAUUCGCCGAAAGAAAUCGUGAUUACCUCACUGGUGGAUCAACUGUUGCUAGAUAUUUACGGCAUACCGAUGGGUGACAGGAGACGUUCAGAAAGUGAUUCUACGGCAUCGUCCUUGAAAACGCGGCCACGACAUCAAUAUCUGCAGAAAACUCGUUUGCUUUUGAAAAGAAAGGAUGAACUGCAGAUCCUACUUAUGACUCUACACGACCACAUCAUUCACACAGGGGGUCUGCUUAUCCGCCAGCUGCGUCGAAAGGAUUAUCUUACUGCCAAAUGUGAUAAACAGUGCGAUAUUAUCACGGCCUACCUACAAGCACACAGCGCGAAGAGAAUGGAAGAUACAAAAAUGAGGUUCAGUUUGACUCCGCAACCGGGGGAAAGUGGUUUCAUACAAUGGCUAGACGCGAUGAAAAUGGUUGCCAAGUUACAAGGAGGUAUACCACCGGAAUUUCGAAAAAGAUUGUGGCUGACAUUGGCGGAACGUCAUCUAGAACAACGCGGCGUUGACUGGAAACAGGCUGAGAAGGUCUGUUUCAACGAGUGGAGUAAUCCUGACGACGAAGAACUCGGCAUACAAAUCGUGAAAGACUUGCACAGAACAGGCUGCAGCCUGUUCUGCGGUGCUGCUGGCCGGGACAAUCAAGCGGUACUUCGUCGAGUAUUACUCGGCUUCGCCCGCUGGAACAAGUCCGUGGGCUACUGCCAGGGCCUGAAUGUUCUGGCCGCUCUCGUCUUGCAAGUAAUGGACCGCGCGGAAUCUUCGGCUGUGAAAGUGAUGAUAUAUUUAAUAGAGGGUGUUUUACCGGAGGGCUAUUUCGCCGAUAAUCUGCGAGGUCUCUCUGUGGACAUGGCGGUGUUUCGGGAUCUUUUGCGCUCGAGACUACCGAAAUUGUCCAAACACCUCGAGGCACUGCAGAGCGAUGCGAAAGAUAAAGCAACGGGAAGCAGCUACGAACCACCGCUCACGAAUGUGUUCACCAUGCAAUGGUUCCUUACACUUUUCUGCCACUGCUUACCGCAGGAAGCAGUACUUCGUGUCUGGGAUCUGAUAUUUCUCGAAGGUGAUGAAGUACUCCUUAGAACGGCACUCGCUAUCUGGGAAGGUCUCUCAGAUCGCAUAAUGACCGUAACAUCGGCGGACGAGUUCUACAGUAUAAUGGGAGUCCUCACGAGGGAAAUGCUAGAAUUCACCGAUACGAACAAUCUCAUAAAGAACAUUGUUAGCAUGGGACCCUUGCAUGGUGUGACAAGUUUGAGAGAAAAGCAUCGAUAUAACAUCACCCCGUGGGCGCGCAAGCUGAGUGACGACGAUGACAGCGAAACAGAAGAGGAUGAGAGACUGGCUGUAGCGGCUGCUAUGUUCAGCAUGGCUCAACGUAUAAAGAAAGAUCGUAUACCUUCGACAAUAGGAGCAUUACAAGCGAUGGCACCCAGUAGCGAUCGAGAACGCCUUGCUUUAGAUAUUAGUACGCUGAAGCAACAAUAUGCAAAAUUACGGGAACGGCAGCGGCAAGCGCACAUAAUACUUUCUGGUUACCAUGUACGUUGGAAUCAUCACGAAAAUUGGGUUGCACGGUCCUCGUGUACCUUUACGAUCAAAAAACCCGCGUGCGCGCGACAGACCAUGGUACCUACGCCCACUUCCACAGCUAUGAAUCAUCUGUUAAUGGGUAAAAAUGCCCUCGUAAGUGGAAAGAAUCGACCAUUGAGUUUGCCGUCUGCCACUGCCACAUCGAAAUUACGGCCGGCAGCCCUUCACAGCCCAAAAAGUCGCAGAGACAGACAAGGUGUCACGCUUCAUUGGAAAGACGCAAAAAGGCCGAAGCAAAGAGCCGGCGAUGCUGGUGAUGCCGACGCCUUUGGUACGGCAUUUUUGCAGUCGCCUCCAGAAACGUCUUCUGUAACGUCACCCAGCCGAGGCGCCGCCGACAGUGACAGUGAUAGCACCUCGACGGAGCUGUGCGACGAGCCGGAUCGUCUGAGCGACGUCGAUAGCGAGGAACUUACGUCAGCGUCCGACUCUUACGUCAUGGCGACGGACGAUGAAAAGCACGCUUACGAGGGUUCGUCGACCUCGGCGAGUACACCUGCGCGCUCGUAUAUUAAGAGUGAACCGACAAAGAUGAUCGAGGGACCGCAGACGGAUACAAUUUUGAAAAUCGAAUAUGACGAUAAGUCUCCGUCCUUGUCCGAAAUCUCGAUCGCCAAGAUCACCGAUCAAAUACGGAGGCUCUCGGCAGAAGAUGACAAUAAUACGACAGUCCCUCAGAUACCGAGCGCGCACGACGCCGACAAGCUGUCGAUAGGCGAUUAUCCAGUCGAGAGAUCGCAGACGAAGGAAAUGGAAUCGAAGUCGCGGGAUUAUACGUCGAGCGAAGACGCGCCAAGAUCGUCGAAGAUUGCGAACAACUACGAUUAUUUAAGUCUUAAAUCUAAUCUCGAGAGAACGGACGAUGUUCUGCUACAUAGAACGGAUCGACUGAAAGAUAUGGAAGAGAAAAACGAAAUCAUUCGGGCUAGCGGUAAAGAUAGUACAGGCCUUAAGACGGAUAUAAUGGAAACUACUACGAAUAUACUACGGGAUAGUUCCAGAGAACCGACAAGUAUCUCAUUAGAUAAGAAUUACGAUAAAUUUAUCACGCAUUUAGACACGACUGACAAGCCCUUUGAAUCCUCCUCAAGAUAUUCCAGCAAAGUUUAUUUGGAUUCAAAAAGCGACGAUGAUUCGAAUGACGCGGAUUUUGUGAGUAGCAGAGCUCUGGACGCCGCGGCAGAAUCGCGGCCUUUUUAUUCCAAGAGAUACGUUGUAGGUCAUCUUCCGAUUUCCCCGGUAACCAUGGAUGACAAGUUGACGAAAUUGUCGCACGAAAUAUACAAUGUCGCGAUAAAUCCGGAGAAUCUGACCAGUUCUGAAGGUGAUUUAAAGGAAGACGCUUUCAGCGAUAAACAGUCCAUGCCGGUACAAACGAAAUCGUAUUCUAGUUUCAAGAAAAGCCCGAAAUCUCCGGAAAGCACCAAGUCGUUCAGUUCUGGAGAGACGAUGGGUCCCGACUCGAAACCUUCUAGUCUGACAGUGAGUCCGAGAACGCCAGUCAGAUCGGACUCUCGUGACUUCACAAUAGACAAAUCGGCUUGCUCAUCCAUUAGCUCGGAUUCUAAAACUCUCGUUCUCCAUUCUGUAGGUUCGGAUACCGCUCUGGACGAUUCGAUGCCGGUUUCGAAGAAAAUAUCGUGCCCGUCAACUCCGAUCAGCACGGACUCUUUAAGGAUUAAGUCUGAUACGAGCCCGAAAUUGAUAAUUAGCAGUUCCAGUGAUUCGUGCAGCCCGUGCAAAGCUAAGUCUUCCGAAAAAUCAUUCAGUUCCGAUCUGCAAUCGCCUGUAAGUGCCAACUCCAUAAGAUAUACUUCAAACUACGGUAAACGAGACCAAGACAACGUGUCGGAUUCGCCGAUCGACUUGAGCACCGCAACCUCGCCAUUUUAUCCUAUCGCGAAUCCUAAUCAGAAGACACCUUCGCCGUACGGUGUAGGCAAGCGAAGAUGCAGUAUAGACAGCACCGAAACCUCGCCCGAUCCGAAAUCGAUCAGUUCGAAGGACUCGACCAAGUUCUCGGGAUAUCAAACGAAACUGGAUCCCUCAACAAAGUCAAUCGAGAGUAAGGAAAACGAGGGAAUCUCCGAGAGAAGUGAUUUGUAUGUUAGACCGCAAUUCGCGUUGAAUACAGAACUGAAGACGAGUUACACACAGAAGAGCAAAGCUGAUUUGAACUCUUACGAAUCGAUCGGUGACGAGUCCUAUCGGAAGAGCGGAGAUUUCGCUGAUGACAAUGCGGACGAUCCGCUCUCUGAAAAGGAUGUGGUGCCUCAAUUGCCGCACGAGAAGCUCGACAAGCACUAUCUGAACUACAAUUACAGACGUAGAGACCGAUCGAGAUUGACUGAAAGAAGCUCUAGCAGUCUGGAAAAAAGAUGUACCGAUUUUAAAUCCUCGGUUUCGACAGAUGAAUUCAGUACGACCAUAGCGAAGAAGAGAUGCAGCGAUAUUCUCGAGGAUAUGAAGCAUUUGGAGGCGAAAGCUCUCAGCGAUGGAUCGCCCGAAACCAAUAUGUUGACGAAAAAAUCGAGCGAUAUCUGGGAGGACAUGAAAAACCUGGAAGCAAGACGACAGGAUACUUUUAGCAAUUCGGCGAGUGGCUUCUCAAAGAGGCGAUUAGAAAUCCCAGACAUAAACGUAAUACGUGAGAGUAGGAAAUCUUAUGUAGUGUAUCCUAAAAUCAACAUCGAUGAGAACAGCGACAGUAUAUUGAAGAGCAUAGCUUGCAACCAAAGUAACAGCGAUACAGACGACGGUAGAGAAUCGAAGGUAGGUGUGUGGACGAAGGUAAAACCGCGAAAGAAAAGCGACAACGGACGCAGAAACAGCGACCGGGCGUUAAAAAUUAUUCAAGAAAAUUCGGCUAUAUUGCACAAGAUUCUAGCUUGCCAAGCGAAGAAACGUUUACCGGAUCUGGAAGAAAUAUCCAAGGAGAUCACCAUCAGUCCGAUAAACGAAGAAAUUUCGAAAAUAUUCAGUCCGAUCCUCGAGAAAAUGGGUCUGAACGAGCACGAAAUAAACGAGGAGUUGGCGCGAAUCAAUUUUAAGGACUUCGAUAAUAUGAGUGCUACCAGCGUAUCAGAGUUUGACGCAAAGAUCAACGAAGAAUUAACAAAACUGUCUCUGAUUGACGAUACAGAACAAAUUGAUCAUUUAGACUUAGACGAGAUCAUAUCGAACGAUUACUUGGACACCCGAGAGGCGCUUAUAGAUCAUAAGAUAAACGAGGAACUCUCUAAACUGCUGGCGAAUUAUGACGAGGAUUCGCCACCGAGUAUGAUUAACUUAGAGAAAGGCUCGUCAAGCCAGAACAUAAGCGAGACGGACGGUCUCGAUGUUACCAGCAUUUCGACCAACGUAUUUUCCUACAAAUCCUCCAAUGAUUCCAUUGAGAUCAGAAACGACUUGGAACCAGCGCACGAAGUUGUAAUGCAGCCUGAAAAAUUUCCCUUCGCGACUUUGAAAUACGAGCAGAGCAUGUCGCCCAGGAGCGACAUAGACAUCUAUAAGGAGCUAAAGAAGCUCGACAAAUUCUCGUAUGUACAAGCGCUACCCGACUCGCGUAUAGAAAUACCACCGAAACGAUUGUCCCCCAUUUCGUACAUUGCCAACACUUCCCCUUAUCCGGAAGUGCCCACCGCGACAAGAUACAUGCCGAAGACGAGCCAGUUCGACACUACGUCGUUGAAGAGCACCUACGAAUCUUACAAAAGCUACGACAUCCCGGAUAGGCUAUCGCCACGGGACAGUCCUUACACCGCUUAUGAUAAACCAGGCGAUCUCACAUUCGAGUACACGGAUCCCAAGCCGAAGAUCUCUAUUGAUCCCUACGACCUGCAUUUGAAGAGCCCGAUAUUAUCGAAGGAAUCCUUGGAGUUUCGCGUAAGAUACGACGAGGAGCUGCCAACAAGGCUGACCGGCGCGAUCGAUCAGGAUGGCAGAUCGGCAGUUUCCUUAAACGCGGCAAGUUCUCACUACGGCAAGGAUGACAACGAAGCAGUUACGCCGACGAAAACCAAGUAUAUCAGCAAUGAAGAAAAAUGCCUGGAUAUCGAGGACUAUUGCAGCGACGCGGAUCAUUUACAUUAUAAGUACAAUACUUUAUCACCGAAGGACUAUUCUCACGUCAGAAGUGCAGACUAUGACAAGCCUUUAAGUACGUUAUCGCACGUGAUGGAAUCCGAAACGGAUAUUGGUUCGUAUCUACCGAUGAGGCAUCGCGACUAUAAUGUGCUGUCACCCAAUCGUCAAUUCAGAGAUGAAUACUUCUCUUCUAGUCCAAAUCAUUACACUCCGAGACUCUCCCCAAAUCUGACGGAAGAAAUGAGAGGGCCUGCCGUCUCACAUCCAGAAUCUCCGGGCAAAAUAAGUGUCGACAAGUAUAGCGAUUUGACUAAUACAGGAUCGAACUGUUAUAAGAAAUCGACCCUAAGCCUCGGUAGCAUAGAAAGCGCGAAUAAAGACGACGAAAAUAUUGACACCACUCCGAGUCCGAAGACGCACUUCAGCCCAUUUCCCGUUAGAAAUAAUAUUAGAAAACCCAAGGAACUGACACUGAAAUUGGGUUUGUAUUCCCCGAAGAACUCUGACUUCGGCCAAAUGAAGAAAUCAUAGUGCUCAGUAAAUUGUCAAAGCGACGAAGCUUGUAAUCUACACGGAAGUUCGCACACGAGGUGGUUCACCGUUGCAAAAAGGAAUAUCUAUGUUCGCUAGUCAAUCGUUUCGAUAUAUUCUUAUGCGAAACAAAGCGUACCCGAUGCAUUUCAAAAAUUCCCGGUAUUAUCGAUUUUCCGAAUUUAACAAAGUGGGCCUAAAUUGUCGCCUAAACAUUCUUAAAUCGUUAUGCUCGACACUAUUAAACAAAUUCUAUGAUAUAAGCUUACUUAAUAAUAAACGUGGAUGUAUCUUUAAGGUAAUAAUUAAAUUAAAUUGUGUAAGUUUUUCAAUGCUCGGCCAGAUAAACUAUUCUUUAAAUAGCACGCAAAUUUGUUUUGACAGGGAUACGGACGCUACAGAAAUAACGUAAAAAUAAAUAUACAGGCCGCGUUAUAUCGUAAUCGCGAUAAGCGCGAAAUAAUAUCUCCAUGAACGCAAUUAAAUUUGGGAAUAUUGCUGAAAUAAUACGUCGUGCGUUAUUGACGCGAUUACGAAAUAGCAAAUCCGGGCAAAGCAGAUUAAUGAUAAAUCCAAUCCCCAUAUUCAGCCGCACGUUUCUCGCUUCCUGUCCUUUAUUCCAUCAUUAAAAGAUAAUGUGCACUUCACAGUUAUUCAAAUACUCGCAUUUAUACAGGCACGUCGUUUAAAAAUAAAUAACGUUGGAGGAACAUUGUAGCACUUGAAACGCUCGCAUAUUGCAAUCGCUAAAAUUACAAUGAAAUGCCUUCGAUUCCCUCCAAUUGUGAACCAUGCCAAAAUUUCCUACGAGAUAACUUCCAAACCGAUCGCUAUAUUCAUUGUUAGAUUAAUAUGUGACUAGGAAAAUUUUAUGAAUUAUCCUUCUCGCAUCUUUUUAAUUAUGCCAUACUGCUGGUAUAGUUCAUAUUGCGAGGCAAUCUAUCCGAGACGAACAAUUACCCGUGGUAUGAUAAAAUUCAUUCGAUGAAAAAAAAACUAUGUACAAGACAUGAUGUAAAUUUAUAAAAUGUCUAAAUGCAAUUUAAUUUGUUCGCAUGUUCGUAAAAUGUAAUCAUAUGGACCCGUGUAACUCUAAGCGAAUUAUGCACUACAAAUUAGACGUAAACGAAAAUUGUAUAUAAUUUCAAAUAUUGACUAUAUGUUACAAAUAACUUCAAGGUCCUGCAGAAUCUUUUGAUAUAAAAUAAAAGUAGUAUUUUUAGAUGUUUCUAAGAAGAAAUAUUCAUAAAAUCGCAGUAUUGAGAAUCAGUUUGCUUCAACGGGCUGUAACUUAAGCAUGCGUAGAGAUAAGAACCUGUUACAGUUUAAAAUCCUUGCUCACAAACGGCUACAACUCGAUAUAUAAUGAAGUGAAUCGCGUUAGGAGACUCGCACGGGAUAGUUUUCUGUUUUAUUGCAACGAUUCGGAUUUCUUAUCAAGAUAUAUUAAUUAAUCCGAUUUAUAGCCUACUUGACCAUAAAAAAAGAUACUUCUAAUAACUUAUAAUAUGCAGAGAGAUCAUUGUACGUCAUUCAUUGUUACCGCACAAUUUUCGUAUUAACGCACCAAAAGUCUAACGCAUCUUAUGAUUAGCCUAUUAGAAUAUUUCCCCAAUCAUCUGUGAUAGUAUAGAAAACGAUAACAUGAUCUUAACAUAAAAGAUUACGAUUGAAUUAUUAAUUUAGAUACGCCCUAUUAGUCCUAAUUUUAAGUCUAAUGUUUAAGGUUUACGAAGAAUUUAGUUCUCACAUAUCUUCUCUCAUAGAGAUAACUGCGUUAGAAAAUAAUUUAAUGAUGAAAAUUUCAAUUAAAGUCAUCAAUGACGAUUAUAAGUGUAUAGUAUUUAUUUUCUGAUACGAUAUCACUGAUGUAUUAUCUAACAAACCCACGUAUAUGUUCUUUAAAGUUCUCUUUCCGUUUUAUUCAACCAUAUUUGUCAAUCGCGAUAUAAAAAAUAUGUAUGAAGAUAUUGAUAAAAACAAUUCCCAGCAUGUACUAUACUACAAAGGUUUCUUUUUACGUAACGUUAUGCAUUUUCUCUGGCAAUGUUUUAUUUAAUUUAUUGUUAUAAAUUAUAGAGAGAGAAUAUCUUUUUAAUAUUCAUUAUAUUACAUUGUACCCUUGAACUCGAGUGUAUGACAGAUAUGGUAUUAACUUCGUUUCGAUUAUCACAUCGUACGAUUGGAUCAGGAAAUCCGAAAGUAGUUUCAGAUGCCUGUGAAAUAUAGAAAGUAUUCGCAAAGGUGCUGUAUUCAGAAAGGGCAACGGCACGUUUAAACACAAAGAUAGCUUAAGUAAGGGAAUAGUAUUAAAUGAUAUCGAGUAAAUUAGUGGAUAAAAUCUCAUCGUUAACACACGAUUGUUAACGUUACGAGUCGUCAGCAUCGCGUUCCGCACUUUUCAUCCUGCAUGAAAAUUAGGUUCACUUUGUUAAACAUUUACCUGCGAAUAAAACUGCUCGACAAUAUGUACAUUUAAUUCAGUUAUAAAGUUAUGUAAGCUUCUCGAACUUCUGGUAUCGAUACUUUUCGAUAUUUACUGGAAUAUACGUUGCAAUAUAUAUUAUACAAAUGAAUAGUCUUUUUCUACUGUGUAUGGAUCAAGACACGUGGAGAUCGAUUGGAAUUUGCGACAAGUGAAUACGUAUAGUUUCGAGCAAAGUAUUGCGUAGCACAUUGAUGAAACGCAAAUCCUACAUAAUGUCUGGUGUGUUUAGAACAAACAAAGAAAUAUAUAUAUAUAUAUAUAUUUCAGGAUUAAGGGCGCGUGUGAAAUUGUUACGUAAUAUUUUGAGAAAAUUAUUGUAUAUACGUGACAAUGCGAGUCAUGCCAGAUAUAAGACUGUAUAUUUGAAAUGCAUAAAACGAUAAGUCGUUAUGGAUAAAGAAACUGAAUAAAUAUAUUGAGAAAGUGAAAUUAA
Molecule: messenger RNA, 10807 nt
Organism: Vollenhovia emeryi
Lineage: Eukaryota; Metazoa; Arthropoda; Insecta; Hymenoptera; Formicidae
Exons: 13
Coding region: 1161-7886 (2241 amino acids)
Cellular component (GO): endoplasmic reticulum
Source: RefSeq, a predicted model, not a curated record